UCGAGAGAGCCCCGAAAUGAAAAUCAACACCCUUUUAGCUACGUCCGUUUGCGAUGUGGAGGAUAUUUUUAGAAAUAGUGCCAAAUGUUUCCGUAUUUUGCCUAAUGAGAAUUGCGAGGAUAGAUCUUUGGGUGACGACAUUGCCAUGUCCCCUCAUCAAGAAGAGAGCCAUGCAACCAUGCAAGGCGAAGAAACCAAACGGAAUGAAAUGAUUCUUCAACUGUGUUAUGACCAGCUUAUCGCUCCUGUCAAAGAUUUACUAACAGAGCCUGAAGUCAUCAUUGUGCCUGAGAAAUGUUCGUACCGAGUCCCUUUUGCUGUUUUACGGGAUGAGUCAGCAGGAAAGCAUUUUUCAGAAACCCACAGAAUCCGCAUCGUCCCUUCUCUGACCACUCUCGGGAUCAUUCAGGAAUGUCCGAGGGACUAUCACAGUCAGACCGGUGCGCUGGUUGUGGGUGAUCCUAUGGCUGGCAAAGUGCAUUACAAUGGACGUACCCUGAACUUGACACCAUUGUCCGGAGCAAGAAGGGAGGCAGAGAUGAUCGGUCGACUCCUGGGUGUUCAGCCUUUGUUAGGAGAGCGCGCAACAAAGCAGGCGGUACUUCACGCACUUCAUUCAGUGAGCCUGAUACAUCUUGCCGCCCAUGGUAAUGCCGAGAGAGGAGAGAUUGCCCUGUCCCCUAACUGCACCACUAAAAGUAUUCCCCAAGAGGAAGACUAUCUUCUGACAGUGUCUGAUAUUUUAAAGGUGAAGCUGCGAGCUAAACUGGUCGUACUUAGUUGUUGUCACAGUGCGCGUGGAACGUUUAAACAAGAGGGAGUCAUCGGAAUCACUCGGGCGUUCCUAGCAUCUGGUGCACGUUCUGUGUUGGUGGCAUCGUGGGCCAUACAAGACGAAGCCACAGAGCAGCUCAUGAAUCAUUUCUACAUACACCUGGCUGCUGGAGAAAGUGCCAGCGAAUCUCUUCACCAGGCCAUCCAGUGGUUGAGAGGCAACGGCUUCGCCGAACCUACCCAAUGGGCUCCGUUUGUGCUGAUGGGAGACAACGUAACUUUCGACUUGAAAAAAUUAAGGCAAAAAGAACUGACGGAGGAAGAGAAUGAUGAGGACAAGAAACAGAGUAGCGACUGAUCCCUGACUCUCCCUCCCCUCCCGUUCUCUGGAAGGAAAACUGGUAUCUUUUCAAACAAAAACUUUUAACUUUGCACUGCUAUUUGGAGUGCUUUUUUUUACACGGCCCAGCUGUCAAGCAAGCGAUGCCAUUCGCCCGAAAAUUGUGUUAUCU
This is a messenger RNA of Stylophora pistillata, 1286 nucleotides long. RefSeq names its product tetratricopeptide repeat protein 28. NCBI's taxonomy places the organism in Eukaryota, Metazoa, Cnidaria, Anthozoa, Scleractinia, Pocilloporidae. Gene Ontology annotation, molecular function: protein binding. The record is from RefSeq and is a predicted model, not a curated record.